Messenger RNA from Penicillium egyptiacum, 297 nucleotides. The record is from the annotation of a GenBank genome assembly. NCBI's taxonomy places the organism in Eukaryota, Fungi, Ascomycota, Eurotiomycetes, Eurotiales, Aspergillaceae.
AUGUCUCCGAAAGUCACAAUAACACACCUAUCCGAUCUAACACCCCCGUCCCAAGAACGAACCUGGCUGACAGCCCCGCACCCAACCCUUCCAAUAGUCGCAACAUGCAGUUCAGACAAGACCAUCCGAGUCUAUUCCCUCACAAACUUUACUCUCCUCUCCACAAUUACGGGUGGCCACAAGCGCUCUGUGCGCACAGCAGCAUGGAAGCCACACAUAACGGGGGAGUCCGUCCUCGCGACAGGCAGCUUCGACGCAACGGUCGGCAUCUGGCGGCGACCCCAACCGGUACUUUGA